UGGCCCGGGGCGGCGGCCGGCAGUGGCGGCGGAGGCGGCCGAGGAGCGAGGAGCGGGCGCGUCGGCACCAUGGGGGCCCAGCUCAGCACGCUGGGCCAAGUGGUGCUGUCCCCAGUCUGGUUCCUCUACAGCCUGCUCAUGAAGCUCUUCCAGCGCUCCACGCCGGCCAUCACCCUCGAGAGCCCGGACAUCAAGUACCCGCUGCGGCUCGUGGACAAGGAGGUGAUCAACCACGACACCCGGCGCUUCCGCUUCGCACUGCCCUCGCCCCAGCACAUCCUGGGCCUCCCCAUCGGCCAGCACAUCUACCUGUCGGCUCGAAUCGAUGGUAGCCUGGUCAUCCGGCCCUACACGCCUGUCUCCAGCGACGAUGACAAGGGCUUCGUGGACCUUGUGGUCAAGGUUUACUUCAAGGACACGCAUCCCAAGUUUCCCGCUGGAGGGAAGAUGUCCCAGUACCUGGAAAACAUGCAGAUCGGAGACACCAUUGAGUUCAGGGGCCCCAACGGGCUGCUGGUCUACCAGGGCAAAGGCAAGUUCGCCAUCCGUCCCGACAAGAAGUCCAGCCCCGUCGUCAGGACGGUGAAGUCCGUCGGCAUGAUCGCAGGAGGGACCGGCAUCACCCCGAUGCUGCAGGUGAUCCGCGCCAUCAUGAAGGACCCCGAUGACCACACCGUGUGCCACCUGCUCUUUGCCAACCAGACCGAGAAGGACAUCCUGCUGCGGCCCGAGCUGGAGGAGCUGAGGAACCAGCACUCUGCCCGCUUCAAGCUCUGGUACACGGUGGACAAAGCCCCUGAAGCCUGGGACUACAGCCAGGGCUUCGUGAACGAGGAGAUGAUCCGGGACCACCUGCCGCCCCCCGAGGAGGAGCCGCUGGUGCUGAUGUGCGGGCCGCCGCCCAUGAUCCAGUUCGCCUGCCUGCCCAACCUGGAGCGCGUGGGCCACGCCAAGGAGCGCUGCUUCGCCUUCUGAGGCCGCCGUGCCCACCCCGCGCCGCCCGCCCUGCCGUCCCCCUCGGCCGCGCCUCACUCUGGGCCGCGGGUUCAGCCUGGUCUGCCCGUGUCCCGGUGGCCAGCAGCCGAGGCAGCCCCCCGCGAGUGGCGCCAAGUGUGAGCUGGGCUGCAGCCGGCCCCUCCAGGAGUCCUCCCUGCCCCCACUGGUUCUCAGCGAGGACGCCACCCCCACGUGACCCCUUGCCACCCGGCCCGACACGCACCGCGGCCAAGCCCCGUGCCGCAGGGCCCCGGCUCACCUGCACAGAAGCAGCACACGCAGGCCCGCGCCGUCCUGGACCCUGGCCUCUGCACUGGGGAGGAGGUGGGGUGACAGGCGGGUGCUGGGUGGGGGAGGGGGGCGCCCGCCCAGCCUGGGCCAAGUCUGAGCAGUGCCUCUGGGCCCAGGGACCCACGGCCUCGGCCUCGCCUUUAGACCGCUGUUAGCCUCUCGCUCGCCUUUUUCAGUCAUUUAUAAAGGAGCAGAAACGAAACAAGUGA
Messenger RNA from Lepus europaeus (European hare), 1496 nucleotides. RefSeq names its product NADH-cytochrome b5 reductase 3. The record is from RefSeq and is a predicted model, not a curated record. The coding region runs from base 70 to 975 and encodes 301 amino acids. Lineage: Eukaryota; Metazoa; Chordata; Mammalia; Lagomorpha; Leporidae. Gene Ontology annotation, cellular component: mitochondrion. Gene Ontology annotation, molecular function: oxidoreductase activity; FAD binding. The transcript has 9 exons.